Molecule: messenger RNA, 7503 nt
Organism: Larimichthys crocea (large yellow croaker)
Lineage: Eukaryota; Metazoa; Chordata; Actinopteri; Sciaenidae
Gene: ago3b
Product: argonaute RISC catalytic component 3b
Exons: 20
Coding region: 505-3150 (881 amino acids)
Biological process (GO): regulatory ncRNA-mediated gene silencing; regulation of stem cell proliferation
Molecular function (GO): protein binding; RNA binding
Source: RefSeq, a predicted model, not a curated record
GCCGGAAGUCUUACGUGGCUGUUGUCGCUAGCUUCGUAGCGGCGCUCGCGAGAGGGCGGCGUAAGUGCAGAUUUCAGACCGGUUUCUAUCCGACACCGAGGAGGACACCGGGGGUUAGUGAACCCCCUUCAUAAAUCCGUCGGAUAAAGAAGAACACCGGAUUGUCACGCUCACCCACCGGGGACGACGAAUUCAACCGCGAAAACCGGGCACCGGAGAAAUAAACUCCCGAAGGAACUCGAGCCGGGACGUUUUUGUACAACUUUUUUUUUUAAAGCUGACAUUCGCCGAGGGGGCAGCGGCGCCUGAACGGUGGGCGAGGAGACGAACUGCUUCCAGCCGAAGGGGGAACCCCACCAAGCGGCCCGGUUCCACAUCAGCGACCCGGGGAAGCCGCGAAAGCCGGGGGAGCGGCGUGGACAGCCAGCGGGGGAUACAGCAGCCUGCACACGGGGAGGAGAAGUAACCACUGGGAGCCGGGUCAUCCGGACAGAGACCUCAUGAAUGGAAAUCGGAACAACAGUUGGUGAAGGAGCCGUUGGAGCCCAAGCCCUGUUCUCGUUGCCACGGCGACCUGGCUAUGGCACCCUCGGGAAGCCCAUCAAGCUUCUGGCCAACUGCUUCCAGGUGGAAAUACCCAAGAUCGACGUCUACCUGUACGAGGUGGACAUCAAGCCUGAUAAAUGUCCUCGCCGGGUCAACAGGGAGGUGGUGGACUCCAUGGUUCAGCAUUUCAAGGUGACCAUCUUUGGCGACUGUCUGCCGGUUUACGACGGGAAGAGAAGCCUCUACACUGCUACCCCGCUUCCUGUUGCCACCGGUGGGGUCGACCUUGAUGUCACUCUGCCAGGUGACGGCGGGAAAGACCGCCCGUUUAAAGUCACCAUUAAGUUCGUGUCGUUGGUCAGCUGGCACAUGCUGCACGAAGUCUUGACGGGGCGCGUCCAGUCCGAGCCAGUGGACCUGGAGAAACCGAUCAGCACCAAUCCCGUUCACGCCGUGGACGUCGUCCUUCGACACCUGCCCUCCAUGAAGUACACGCCUGUCGGACGAUCCUUCUUCUCCUCCCCGGAGGGCUACGACCACCCUCUGGGCGGAGGCAGAGAGGUCUGGUUUGGCUUCCAUCAGUCAGUGCGGCCGGCCAUGUGGAAAAUGAUGCUCAACAUUGAUGUGUCAGCCACAGCGUUUUAUAAAGCCCAGCCAGUCAUCCAGUUCAUGUGCGAGGUCCUGGACAUUCACAACAUUGACGAGCAGCCGCGUCCUCUCGCCGACUCCCACAGGGUCAAGUUCACCAAAGAGAUCAAAGGUCUUAAAGUGGAAGUGACACACUGUGGAACCAUGCGUAGGAAGUACAGAGUCUGCAAUGUGACACGACGCCCUGCCAGCCUCCAGACGUUUCCACUGCAGCUCGAGAAUGGACAGACGGUUGAACGCACAGUGGCGCAGUACUUCAGAGAGAAGUACAACCUGCAGCUGAAGUACCCCCACCUGCCUUGUCUGCAAGUGGGACAGGAACAGAAACACACCUACCUGCCCCUGGAGGUGUGUAACAUCGUAGCUGGACAGCGCUGCAUUAAAAAACUCACAGAUAACCAGACAUCGACCAUGAUCAAGGCAACCGCUCGCUCUGCACCAGACAGGCAGGAGGAGAUCAGCAGGCUGGUGAGGAGCGCAAACUACGAGGCCGACCCGUUCGUCCAGGAGUUUCAGUUCCGCGUGCGAGACGAGAUGGCUCAGGUGACGGGCCGAGUCCUGCCGGCCCCCAUGCUGCAGUAUGGCGGCAGGGUGAGCUCUGAACAAUUUAUGCCCCAGCAGAUCAACCCUGCACUGUCGUUGCAGAACCGCACAGUGGCCACACCCAGCCACGGGGUGUGGGACAUGAGGGGGAAGCAGUUUCACACCGGAGUGGAGAUUAAGAUGUGGGCCAUCGCCUGCUUCGCCACCCAGAGGCAGUGCAGGGAGGAGAUCCUCAAGAGCUUCACUGACCAGCUGCGUAAAAUCUCAAAGGAUGCUGGGAUGCCAAUCCAAGGCCAGCCGUGUUUCUGUAAAUACGCCCAGGGAGCUGACAGCGUGGAGCCCAUGUUCAGACACCUGAAGAACACCUACGGCGGGCUGCAGCUCAUCAUCGUGAUCCUGCCCGGGAAAACACCCGUCUACGCUGAGGUGAAGCGGGUGGGUGACACCCUCCUUGGCAUGGCCACUCAGUGCGUGCAGGUGAAGAACGUGGUGAAGACGUCCCCUCAGACUCUGUCCAACCUCUGCCUGAAGAUCAACGUCAAACUGGGAGGAAUCAACAACAUCCUGGUUCCACACCAACGACCGUCUGUGUUCCAGCAGCCUGUCAUUUUCCUCGGGGCUGACGUCACUCAUCCUCCAGCAGGAGACGGGAAGAAGCCAUCGAUCGCAGCGGUGGUGGGCAGCAUGGACGCCCAUCCCAGCAGGUACUGUGCUACAGUACGGGUCCAGAGGCCCAGACAGGAAGUCAUCCAGGACUUAGCCUCCAUGGUGCGAGAGCUUUUGAUCCAGUUCUACAAAUCGACCCGCUACAAGCCAACCAGGAUCAUCUUCUACAGGGACGGGGUGUCCGAGGGACAGUUCAGACAGGUGCUGUACUACGAGCUGCUGGCUAUCAGGGAGGCUUGCAUCAGUCUUGAGAAGGAUUACCAGCCGGGGAUUACUUACAUCGUCGUACAGAAACGCCAUCACACACGUCUGUUCUGUGCAGAUCGCAACGAGCGGGUUGGACGAAGUGGAAACAUUCCUGCCGGCACCACGGUGGACACAGACAUCACCCACCCCUACGAGUUUGACUUUUACCUCUGCAGUCACGCUGGAAUCCAGGGUACGAGCCGACCUUCCCACUACCACGUUCUGUGGGACGACAACUGUUUCACCGGCGACGAGUUCCAGCUCCUCACCUACCAGCUGUGCCACACCUACGUCCGCUGCACGCGCUCCGUCUCCAUCCCAGCGCCGGCUUACUACGCCCACCUGGUGGCGUUCCGCGCCCGCUACCACCUGGUCGACAAAGAGCACGACAGUGCGGAGGGCAGCCACGUCUCAGGGCAGAGUAACGGCAGGGACCCCCAGGCGCUGGCUAAAGCCGUUCAGAUCCACCAUGACACACUGAGGACCAUGUACUUCGCCUGAACAGCCCCACCUUCACUUCCCUCCAUCUUUUCCCAGCCACUCAGUCAGUCUCCGUGGCCGACAUCUGUCUCAUCGCACAGACUGACCUCCCGGGCUGGUGCAGCUUUUGGUCUCCGGACCUUUUUCGACGACGAUGACAACGACGGCUGCUGCUGCUGCUGCGACCACAGGCUGCGUAAGGAUGUAAUAAGCCAGAGAGGAGUCACAGCCACAUUAUGCAAAUUUGAAAAACAAAAAACAAAAAAACAGUCGAUCAUUUUUCUGUGCUCCCGCUUGUGCAUCUCUCUCUCUCACCUCUCUGCUGUAAUUUAAACCGCGAGUCGCAUCCUCACCUUCCAGUUUUUUUUUUUUGUUUUGUUUUGUUUUUUUUGACAGCAGCUCAAAAGUUUUUAAUUUCGCUGUUUUUACUUUCGUGUGUUUUUAAAGAAAGGCGGAGCAGCAGGGAGUACACAAAAAAAAAACUGAUUUAUUUUGGUGCAUGGGUGAAAGCAUGAAGCAGAACCAGUGAGGACCUGACUUAGCUCCGACGUUUGAGCCUAACGUUUGCUGGUUUAUAUUAUUAGACAGUUUUUACAUGUUUUGUUUUUUUUUUGUUUUGAGCUUGUCUUAGAUUUUUUUAUUUUUUUUUUACGUGUUAUAUCUGUCUGUGAUCGCCAUGGCAACACGUUAGCCGCUAGUUAAAAACGAAACAGAGGAAGGCAGGCUUGCCUCCUUUUUUUUUUUUUUUUUUUUUUUUUUUUUUUUUUAGCGGUUACUCUUCUUCGGCUCUCCCUUUAUAAAGCCAAUGGUUCCUCACAGUCGUUCAGCCAGACAGUAAGAAGAAGAAGAAGAAGCAUAACUCUGCACUCUACCAACACAGACACUGAAUGAAAUCUUAAUUGUUUGUUUUUUUGUUUUUGUAAGCCACACGUGCAGCCAUCGAUGAGGUAUUGUGUGUCGCUUGUUGCCUUACUGCGAGGCGAGGACUGGUAGAAAAAAACAACGCCAUGGCCACAAAAAUUGACUUUUUUUUCUUUCUCUCACUUCAUAGUUCAGCUUGGCACAAAGUGUAAUACCAAACCGUGUGUUUUAGUCCUCUUUGCUAUUUAUGUUUUCUUCCUUUUAAACUUAAAUUAACAUUGAUCUUCAGCAAUAGAGCGGUUUAUAUCACCCGGCGACCGCGAGCUUCUCCCACUUUUUACACGAGGAACUGACUCCUUCGGUGCAGAGCGAGCGAGCGAGCAUGGGGCGUCGUUGGCGUUUUUCAGCGAGUAUUGGUGCAUUAAUUUACAAGCUGGUUUUAUGGCAAGUGACAAUAAGCUUCAGGGGGGGAAUGUACAGUAUUUGACAUUCUCAUGGACGAGUAGGACCGACGCCUUGGACGCAAGGAUCGGUCGGUGAGGGUGUUUUCGUAGAGAGAGAUUAUACAAAAAGUGCCUGAUUUGGUCGGAGAGGAUUCGAUGGAAGGUUUUUAAUCGUAUGUCGGUUUGUUUGCCUCGUUACAAAACACACUGCUGCAUCGCCCGACACACACACACACACACACACACACACACACACUUUGGGGCCGGACUGUAGUCGAACUCAACGCAUGCCAAGUUUAUGUGAUUUUAUUGUUUUGGUUCUCUUCACAUCCAUAUCGACUCAACGCGCUUUGUCUCCUCGAGAUCAGAGUUAGACGUCAUCGUCACACACACACACACGGAUAAUUCUUCGAUGACCUUAACAAGACAACGUCGUCGUGUCACAACCUUCAAUCAAAGCUCAUUUAAUAAACUCAGUGGCCUCUUUUUGUUUGGUACGAUCCGCUAAUUUAAUCCCUUUGUUCUGCCAUAAAUUCUCCUUUAUGAGGCCUGGAACGUUCAGUCGUUGUUGACACUGCCGUAGAGGCGUUAAUUAAACGACUGUACUGGACUGGAGGCGCUUCUAAUAUUCUUCGUUUAUACAUUUAAAAUAUUAGAAGCACCUCCAAUAUAACGUCAAUUGAAGUACACCGCCUUUAUCUGCGAGCGUGGUGAUAAAACAUAAUUAAAUUUUACGCGUGAAGAGUCUCAGCCGGGCUGUUGUACCUAAUAAAGUGGCCACCGAGUGAAGUUUCUGCACUUGAUAAUUGAUUUUUGAGGUUGUGUUAACAAACCUUGUCGCGUUAAGAUCAUUGUCACGUCGGUGGAUUUAAAAUAACGACGCCCGUUUGCGUCUCUGGCCUUCGUUAAGGAUGCAGUCAGUUAUAAAUGUGAAUUUCAGGCCGUUACAUCCAUCCAGGUGGAGGCUGACGCCUCACUUGGUGCACUGAUAGGACUGUUUGCACUCAUUCAUAUUCAGAUCGCGUUUGUUUUCAGGAGGUGGUUCUUGGCUGGGCGUCUAAAACACUUUUCUGAGUAGGGCUGCAACUAAUCUUUUAAUUUUUUCAUUGUCAGAUAUGUGAAAUAUUUCUUGUUUUUUUGUCGAAAAAAACCCAGAUUUACAGUUUACGAUCAUAAAAAGCGAAGAAAAACAUCAAAUUCUCACAUUUAAGUUCAAAUAUUUGGCUUUUUUUCCCCCCUUCUAAAAUCUGAUUCAGAAACAAAAACAAACCUCUUUACUUUGUAGAAAACAGUGAGCGAUAGGGAGACGAUUUCUUUUCAAUCCUUAAAUUAUAUCCAGAUAAUCACACAAGGACUUGUAAUUUAAAGGUCCGGCGUGUCAGAUUUAUGGGCGGAAAUUUAAUAUAAUAUUCAGUCAGUAUGUUUUUCUCCUGGAAAAUAAGCAUAAAACCUUUUUAUAAAUACAGAGGGAGCGAGUUCUUUUUACACAGAGUCACCGCCAUCCAGCCCAAAACAAACACUUGAGGCGAGGGGUGUUCAGUUCACCGCUAGAUGCCACUAAAUCCGACACAUUGGACCUUUUUUUUUUUUUAUUAUUAAAUAAGUUGCCCGGCCGUCUCUCUUACGGCAGUUUAGUUUAAACUCAGACGAAGCCUUCAGGUUUCAUCACUUUGGACCAAACCAACGUGCCUGGUCGUGGGGGGGGGUCGAGGGUCGAGUCGUACUCUCUCAAGCCUUUUUACAGCAUCGUGUUGAUGAUCGCGGCUCUGCACUGCUUAACUGUGCACGCCACACUCACCAGAACCAAACCUUAAAGCUGCUACAAGAAAAAAAAACACAUUUAUUUAAUAUUUCAUUGGAUAGGCUUAAAUAUAUUCACAUAUAUAUAUUAAUACAGAGAGAGUAAAGAGAGGAUAUGGUAUUUUACUGCACUUAAAGAAGAUGCAUGAGUUUUUGAUGCUGAGAGUUUGUUGUCUUGGGUUUAGAUAUCCGCCUACAUUUUUAAAUUCAAAGUUCGGAUCGUCCCCUCUCCCGUGUUCGUUUCUUAACGUCAGACAUUACCAGCAUUUUGAUUUUUACUUGAAGAAACGUAGUCGUGGGCAUGUUUAACAUUGUUGGCUUAGUGCUCUGCUUGUUUUAGAGCCUUAUUAUUAUUAUUAUUAUUAUUAUUAUUAUUGUUACACAUGAAUAUCCGCUCACGUACAGUACAUCGACCUCCGGAGCCCGUAGGCGCUGUCGGCGGCGGCGACGGCAACAUCUUUUUUUUUUUUUCUUCCUUCCUCAACAAAAUAAAAGCAUUUUUAAAGUCUGGAUUGAGAUAUAUUUAUAUGUAAAGAUAUUAAUGUAAUGCACACCACUUAUUUUUUCUAACAAAAGUCCUAUUUGAAAAGCUGACGCGUGAUAGCUGUAGUGAAAUAUGGCGUUUAAUAAUAAUAAUUAUAAUAAUCGUAGCGUUCUGUGAUCUUUUUUUUUUUUUCUUUCCCAAAUUUGAUAAUGCAAUAGGUUUACUCGUGUGAAAAACUGAUGACGUGUUUGCUGCAUUGACCUGCUUUUGUGGAGACUGUUGUUGCUCUUUGGGGGAAGUUGCGGGAGGGCGGGGGGUUUGUUUUUGUCAUGUAAUAAGUGAUCCGAUGAACCGUCAACCCUCCUCCGCAAAGACCUGUGAAGACCUCCCCUCCUCCUCCUCCUCGUCUACUGUUUUUUAUGUUAUCAUCUCACAAAAACAAAAAAAUCUCAUCGAAGAUCGAUGAGGUUGAAGACAUUUCUCGACGCAUGUGCUGCAUUUUUAAAACGACAGGAGGAGGGUUGAAAGUUCAUCUUCGGACCGAUUCGUCUGUUAACAGACUGUGCCUUUCCUGAUGGUGCUGAUAUAUAAUAAACAAACAAAAAAAAAAAAUCAAAGAAAUCUUAACUUUCAGAAAGGGCGCCGAGGCCCAAGUUGAUAAGUAUAUAUUGAUACAUGACAAUACUGUAAGGUGUGAUUGCGCCUGUGCAUUUGUGUGUGUGUGCGUAUAUAUGUAUCGAGUGUGUGUGUGUGUGGAUACCUCUGACAUAUGCCAAGAAAACAAAA